AUGAUCCCCAGCAACUAUAUACAGACACCACCAAACAUCUGGAAGGAUGUUCGAUUGGCUUAUGUACCACAACUCAAACAAUCAGCUCAAUCAUCACCACAAGAGACUAUUAGAGUAUACCCACCAGCUGAACUGCUUGGCCAGGCUCCAGGUGCAUCCGUUGGAGCGGGUCAGAUGCGCAUACAGGAUAGUUUUGCGGUCGUUGAUAGACGCACUGCUGGUGUUCUCGGUCCACUGAUGUUACAGCGGUGCGUGCGCAUUGAGGGUGUCGUUAAAACAAAGGACGGUAGCCCGAUGAUGUUGCCAAUGAGAUUGCUUUUAUUUACCAGAAGGGAUCUUAUGGAGAAGAUUGCACAUGUCAUUCUACAAUCUGGUAUAUCAAUUGAUGCUCCGUUAAUGUACGAUCCUAAGAAACACUGUAACGCUCAGUAUCAAUUACCUGCAAUAGUAUCAGAUAUAAAGCAGCGGAAGACCUUAAAUCGUUUUGGGGAUUCACCAUUUAUACCUCCGCAUAGUUUACUCAAUAAUGGUUCAUCCUCUCUAAACUCUUACUCUUAUCGUCCUCAAUUUUCAGGCAAUUCGAAAACAACAGAAAUCAAUCGCUCUGUCCAAGCAAACGAAAUGCUCGGCAAGAUUAGUGUUGAUAAUGAAUUACCAGAGACUGAACCUUCAGAUGAAGUUAAAACCACUCUUUAUCCUCAUCAAAAAGCGGCUCUAACAUUCUUAUUAGAAACGGAACGUGAACCACGCAGGAAAACAGAUCUAUCUGACAAAUUCUCAUUUUGGAAGCAAACUAAAGAUAAGAAGAAGUAUCAACAUAUUAUUACUCAUAAUUACCUCAAUAAGGAACCCCCUGGUUGUCGUGGCGCAAUCCUGGCGGACGAUAUGGGUCUUGGUAAAACCAUUUCAGUUGUUGCUUUGAUAGCAUCCACGAGGGAAUCAGCUCAUGAGUUUGCUUCUACUGAAUUGGAGGUCGAUUCCGAUACAACACCAAAAAGAGAGGAAAUGCCAGCGCCACCUACUUCUCAGUUUAGUAACUUUGCUAUACAUGGCAUGCCUACUAGCAAUACAGGUGCUACAGAUGCAUUACGAAUGGAAGAUGAUGAUACACUAGAGGGUAAAACACAGAAGAUGCGUCGACAACGCCAAGAGCGUAUAAUUACAAGAAGUAAGGCAACAGUUAUUGUUUGCCCUCUAUCCACACUUAGCAAUUGGGAAGAACAGUUCUUGGAUCAUAUGGCCGUCCAGCCACGUUUUUAUCGUCAUGAUGAGAGGCCUAAGAAGAAGAACGAUGGUGCUUUGCAUAUUUAUAUCUACCAUGGUAAUGGUCGUAAAAGAGAGGCAUCGUUUUUGAGAAAAUUCGACGUCAUUUUGACAGCAUUUUCGACUGUCGCGACAGAAUUUAGCAAGCAACAAGCAGCUAUUGACAAACUAGAAAAAGCCGAAGAACAGUGGGAUGAGAUGCUUAAAAAUGGUACAGCUUAUAGUAGUACGGCUGCUACUACUGAUGGUUUCAGUGAUGACGACGUUACUUUCAUCAAAUCGGGAAGCUCCUCCAUUAAACCUACCAAGUCUACAGCAUCGUCAGCAUCUAAUUCAUCGACGACUAAGGGUAAAGGUAAAGGUAAACGUAAGAAAAAGGGUGAAGGUGAUGAAAUUGAAGGGCUCUGUCCCGAGCUACUAGCAGAGAUGCGAGAAAAUGUAGUCAAUGCUGCCUCACCAUUGCAGCAAAUUGAAUGGUUUAGAGUAGUUCUUGAUGAAGCACACUAUAUUAAGGAUCCAUCGACGAUGAUGUCUAAAGCUGCUUCUGAAAUGGCCGCUAACAGGCGACUAUGCUUGACUGGUACACCGAUACAGAACAAAAUUGAAGAUUUAUACGCCUUGUUGAGGUUUUUGCAUCUAGAACCAUUCGAUCAACGAGAAACGUGGAACACGUAUAUCGGUUUACCUAUUAAAAGUAAUCUCAACGUUGGAUUUGCUAGAAUUCAGAUCAUCAUGAGACAUAUUACAAUGCGUCGUACAAAGGAAAUGAAGAACAUGGAUGGCACCCCAAUCGUUACGCUACCCGAUCGAUCAGAUGAACUCAGGUCAUUAGAAUUCAACCCUCGAGAGAGAGCUAUUUACGACAAUCAGCAUGGGAAAUCGAAGGGCAAAUACGUUGAACUUCGUGAUUCCGAUGGUCUUUCACGUGGUGGUUUUAUAAGCAUUUUACAGGAACUUCUCCGCUUGAGAAUGAUUUGCGAUCAUUAUUGUUUAUGUCCAGAUGCUGUCAAUGCUUUUGCUGAAUCACCUACAGCCCAAGCCCAAGCGAUCUUCCAAGUCAUGCGCGAUUCCGAAACGGCGAAUUGCAUUGACUGCUAUUACGAUUUUGUGCAGUCUCAAGCCCCAGGUGCACAAAAAGAGGAGGAAGAAGAUAAGCCAUUAGUGGAAGAUAAAAUCUUCAAAAAACCAAAGUUGGAAAGUUCCUCCAACACUCCACAAUCAACAGGCUCAGCGAUGGUGCUCCCAAUAAUGAACCUUCAGUGUAAUCACUUGAUUUGUAGCAGCUGUAUCAAGAAACACGUACGCAAUUGGCCAGAAUUUGAAUCAUUCCAAUGUCCAGAUUGUAAAGAAGUCGUUAGCGAUGCAACACAAGUAAUUCAAAUCGACAAUUUCAACGAAACAUUCGCAAGUGUUGAAAAUGAUCUAUCCGUGUUUGAAAAUGAAGUAUCAACAUCAAAACGUAAGAAGAAAAUCGAAAAACCAGAAGAGUUUUCAACAAAAAUAGAAGCAUUAUUGCAUGAUUUAGCAGAAAUUUCAACAACUAAUCCACAUUCAUCUAACUUUAACACCCUGAACUUUGAUGCGGAUAUCAAGGCAGUACCUAAUAAGACUAUCGUAUUUAGUCAAUGGACUAGUAUGUUAGAUCUCAUUGAAUUUGGCUUAAGGGAAUGUCAAAUUGGUUUUAGUAGACUUGAUGGUUCCAUGCAACGUGAUCAGCGUGCUCAUUCACUUGAAAGACUUAAGAAUGAUCCUAAAUGUGAAGUCAUGCUUAUUUCCCUUAGAGCUGGUGGUGUUGGAUUGAAUUUAACAACAGCCAAUAGGGUCUAUAUGAUGGAUAGCUGGUGGAACGUAGCUGUUGAAAAUCAAGCAGUCGACAGAGUCUGUCGUAUCGGCCAAAAGAGACCAGUACAGGUAGUCAGAUAUAUAAUUCAGAACACUAUUGAAGAACACAUUCUUGAGAUUCAAGAACGAAAGACAAGACUUUUCAAAGGUGUUCUUGGUUCAGGUCGUCAACGCUCUAAGGAAGAGGAGCGUAAGGAAAUGUUGGAAAACAUAGCUAUUAUGUUUGGUGACUCACCCGACUCAGUUCAUAAGCCUAAUUGA
Wallemia mellicola CBS 633.66 is the source of this 3366-nucleotide messenger RNA. RefSeq lists its product as hypothetical. Lineage: Eukaryota; Fungi; Basidiomycota; Wallemiomycetes; Wallemiales; Wallemiaceae. Bases 1 to 3366 code for a protein of 1121 amino acids. The transcript has 4 exons. The record is from RefSeq and is a predicted model, not a curated record. Gene Ontology annotation, molecular function: metal ion binding; ATP binding; ATP-dependent chromatin remodeler activity.